CAGGAAACACAAAGGACACAAAGGAAAUAUAGGUUUUAUUGAACUCUGAGGCUGUGUCUGAGAGGAAGUCUUUCUAACAGGUGUAUAUAAGACCAGCUUGCUGCUCUGUUGUGCAGGAUGUCUCAAAGGAAGAUGCUGCAAUUCUCCAUGGGAGCCCUGCUUCUCCUACCCUGGUUUGGUGGACUGGUCCUUGGAGAGAUCAGCAACGACUUCUCGCAGUGCCUUGAUGUCUUCUACAAUAAAACUCCACCAAUGGGUAUCAAUGCAGCAGGAUACACACCAAUAUGCCAGCGCUUCAAAAACCAGUACCACUUUGCCAGCUUGUAUCACCGUCAGCAUCGUGCACCAUUGUACUCUGCGUACAUACUCAGUCCUGCAGAUGGCAAACGGCCCAAUAGCACUUGGAUGUAUGAACCACAGUUGGCAUUUUCCCGUGCUAGUUCAGAGAUGAAACCCUUCCACACCUCCAUGGACCAGAAUGUGAUUGAGAGCCAGGCAGUGCUGCAGGACUACAAGAACUCCAGCUACACCAAAGGCCAUCUCAAUCCCAGCAUGCACCAGAAGACAAGAGAAGACCGUGAGGCCACCUUCACCCUGACAAACAUUGUCCCUCAGCGAGCCGGCUCCAACUCCGGCCCCUGGAGCAUUCUGGAGAAUGAGGUGUUAAAAAAAUUCAAGGCCUUCUGCAACGGGUUGAUGUACGUGAUCACUGGAGCCAUUCCGUAUGAAUCUGAACCCCGUUGGAUCAAUAACAGGGUGUCUGUUCCUGAGUACAUGUGGUCUGCCUACUGCUGCCCAUCCUACAAUACCAGCCUUCCUAAGCACCUGAAGCCCUUUUUUCCCACAUAUGCUGCAGUGGGAAGAAAUGACCGCAACAGUGGAGAGGAAAUUGUGCCGGUGAAGGUCAAGGCGAGGGCCUCGGUGAGGGGCUAUGAUGUGAGGCGGAUGUCUUUAGAGACUCUCGAGGACAUCCUGGCACAAAGGCUGGCUAUGCCCAUCAGUCUGUUUCAUGGGCAGUGUCAGUAGCAAGGUUGAAAAGUUGUUAUGAAGGUGCACUGAAGUAGUAGUCACCACAUACAGCAUAUCUCCCUUGUGUCAGGCUAGUCUCAAGAAGUCUUUACCAGAGUUGGGACCCUCCCUAACUCUCUUUGAUUACAGAAUGAGUGUUUGAUUAACUCAGUGAUUUUGCUAAUAAAACAAGACUGAAAUGGAUUAAGUCUUCUGAUGAAACAAAUCAAA
Morone saxatilis (striped sea-bass) is the source of this 1239-nucleotide messenger RNA. Its product is annotated as endonuclease domain-containing 1 protein-like. The record is from RefSeq and is a predicted model, not a curated record. The transcript is spliced from 2 exons. Lineage: Eukaryota; Metazoa; Chordata; Actinopteri; Moronidae. Gene Ontology annotation, molecular function: metal ion binding; nucleic acid binding; hydrolase activity. Bases 118 to 1026 code for a protein of 302 amino acids.